This is a messenger RNA of Gastrolobium bilobum, 2105 nucleotides long. Its product is annotated as U1 small nuclear ribonucleoprotein 70 kDa-like. The transcript is spliced from 10 exons. NCBI's taxonomy places the organism in Eukaryota, Viridiplantae, Streptophyta, Magnoliopsida, Fabales, Fabaceae. Gene Ontology annotation, molecular function: U1 snRNA binding; mRNA binding. The coding region runs from base 137 to 1639 and encodes 500 amino acids. Gene Ontology annotation, biological process: mRNA splicing, via spliceosome. The record is from RefSeq and is a predicted model, not a curated record. Gene Ontology annotation, cellular component: precatalytic spliceosome; U2-type prespliceosome; U1 snRNP.
GGUUACGAAGAAAGAAAGGUGCCGCGAACGCUUGCUACUACCUGACGGCUAAGGGGCACAAAUCGGAUCUGGUUAAGUCGUUGUUUUAGACGCAAUCCAUUCCCUCCCAUUCUCUGAUUCCGAUUCCUUUGUAGCCAUGGGUGAUUUCAACAACAACGAUGCCUUCAUGCGCAACCAAAACGCCGCCGUCCAGGCCCGUACCAAAGCCCAGAAUCGCGCCAACGUCCUUCAGCUUAAGCUGAUUGGACAGAGUCACCCAACUGGUCUCACAUCGAACCUCUUGAAGCUCUUUGAGCCCAGGCCUCCGUUGGAGUAUAAACCACAUCCAGAGAAAAGGAAAUGUCCACCAUUAACCGGUAUGGCACAAUAUGUAACUAGGUUUGCCGAGCCUGGCGAUCCCGAAUAUGCUCCACCUGUCCAAGAGGCCGAAACUCCUGCACAAAAAAGAGCCAGAAUACACAAGCUAAGAUUAGAGAAGGGAGCAGCAAAGGCUGCUGAGGAGCUAGAGAAAUAUGAUCCACCUAAUGACCCAAAUAUAUCCGGAGAUCCAUACAAGACAUUGUUUGCGGCCAGACUCAGUUAUGAGACUUCUGAGAGCAGAGUCAAAAGGGAGUUUGAAUCAUAUGGUGCAAUCAAACGGGUUCGAUUAGUUACUGACAAAGCAACAAACAAGCCCCGGGGGUAUGCUUUCAUUGAGUAUCUGCAUACAAGAGACAUGAAAGCUGCUUAUAAACAAGCUGAUGGUAGGAAAAUUGAUGGUAGAAGGGUGCUUGUGGAUGUUGAGCGUGGGAGGACCGUUCCAAAUUGGAGACCUCGCCGGCUCGGUGGUGGGCUUGGUACUACUAGAGUUGGAGGUGAAGAAGUUAAUCAGCGGCAUUCUGGGAGGGAGCAACAGCAGUCUCGUUCUGAAGAACCAAAGGUGCGGGAGGAUCGACAUGGUGAUCGGGACAGAGAAAUAUCACGUGAAAGAGGUAGGGACAGAGAUAGAGAACGUGAGCAAUCACGUGAACAUUCUCAUGAAAGGGUCAAGGAUCGUGAUUAUAAGGAGGAUAGACACCACAGAGACCGAGAUAGGACUAGGGACAGAGAUAGGGAAAAGGUAAGAGAUAGAGAUCGUGGACGUGAUCGAGAUCGAGAUAGAGCACGUGAUCGGGAUCGUGACCGUGAGCGAGAGAGGGACCGUGAUAAGGGUCGAGAACAUGAUCGACACCAUGAAAGGGAUAGAGAUUAUGAAGUUGGGGAUACUGAUCGAGGACGCUCACGUGAUAGGGAGUCUGGUUUUGAUCGUGUUGAAUCGAAACAUAAGAGGGACCUGCUUGGUGAGAGGGAUCGUGACUAUGAGCCUGAGGAUGAUCGUGGUUGUAAUAACCAAUCUGAGCAAGUACAUAGGCGUACAGGCCCUGAUCAUGACUCUGAGCAGGAUGACCGCUAUGAGCAUCAUGGAGGACGAGGGCAGUAUGAUCAUGGAGAUGACCAUGGUGAUCAUUACAAUCAAUAUCCUGACCAUGAUAGGAUGGAAGAUGGCAACCACUCAAGACAUGCAACAUCUGAAUCACGUACUGAAAAGGAGAGAAAUCGUGAUAUGGACCAUGAAUAUCGUCACUCAGAGAGAUCUCAUUCCAAGGAGUAUGAUUACUAGGUCUUUGGGCAUGGUAUUUCUCGACUUUAUUGGUAAGAGUCAUUAUUUGAGUAUGAUUGCUUGUGAAUCUUGCUAUUCACUCCAGGAUUUUUUUCUUAUUAGUAGUUAUCAAAUGGAUUCGUGCAUGGUGUGAUCAAAGCAGAACAAAAAGAACUUUGUAGCUGCUGCUACCCAUAUGGUCCAUAUUUGAAAGCUUAAAUACUGCAUCUUUAGAGUUGUUUCCUGUUUUUCAACAUGGACUUUGGAUAGAUAAUAUUGGUGUUUAUUUUGGGUUUUUAUUUUCUUAAAACAUUGUAUGUUUUUCUGGGAAACAAUAUAUAGGUUCCAGGUUAUCUUUGGUCUGUUGAUAUGCUUGGAGCUUAUGUUUACAGUACAGAGCUUCCAGCAUUAUUUGACCGUUUUCAUCUAGCUCUGUAUUGGUUAACAAUUCGUUGGUUUAUUUUUAAUUAUGCACGGAGUUUUUAAU